Molecule: messenger RNA, 1172 nt
Organism: Bufo gargarizans (Asiatic toad)
Lineage: Eukaryota; Metazoa; Chordata; Amphibia; Anura; Bufonidae
Product: protein ALP1-like
Exons: 2
Coding region: 273-1172 (299 amino acids)
Source: RefSeq, a predicted model, not a curated record
AAGGAGACGGCGAUAUUGGGUGCAUCCCAUUACAUCAUGCGGAAUGACACAAGGUGUAUAUUCGACCCUUUAUCAAGAACUCCGAAAACACCCUGUCAAAUUUGCAGAAUAUCUCCGUGUAAGUGUCGCAAGCUUUGAUGACCUUUCCCAACGUUUAAGUCGCCAAUUGAGACGGAAGGAUACGAAAUUUCGUCAAAGUGUAACUCCAGAAGAACAACUCAUGGUCACUCUGCGGUAAUGUUGAUCUGUUUGCUGUGAAGGAUCUUGAAUUAAUGCUUGUGGGACAAUCCAAAAAGUUGUUUUGCUGCAGGUUGGUUUGUAGGUUUCUGGCUAGUGGUGAAAGUUUUUCCAGUCUUCAUUUUCAAUUUCGACUAGGGAAAUCUACAAUAUCUUACAUUGUUAAAGUUACCUGCUGGGCAAUUUGGAAUCUUCUGCGUGAAGAAUUUCUUCCCCAUCCUACUUGCCAACAGUGGAUCAGCAUAGCCGACAAGUUUUAUGAGGUGACACAGUUUCCCAAUUGUAUUGGUGCAGUGGAUGGGAAGCAUGUGAGGCUCUUGAAGCCCCCACGUAGUGGAUCCUCCUUUUUUAACUAUAAAAAGUAUUUUUCUGUGAUCCUAAUGGCAAUUGUUGAUGCAAAUUACAAAUUUGUGGCUGUUGAUAUUGGAGCUUUUGGACGAACAAAUGACUCACGUGUUUUUAAAAAUUCUAAUAUGGGAAAAAGGCUGUACUCCGGAAACUUUGGUAUACCAGAGCCCAGGCCUUUACCAGGUACUACAAACCCUGCACUUCCAUUUGUUCUAGUCGGAGAUGAAGCUUUCCAAAUGUGUGGAAAUUUACUGAAGCCAUAUGCCAGCCGUGGUCUAGACUAUCGCAAAAGAGUGUUCAAUUACAGACUGACUCGAGCAAGAAGAAUGGUCGAGUGUGCUUUUGGCAUAUUGACUGCAAAAUGGCGAAUAUUCACUCGUCCAAUACAAUUGAAAACAGAUACUGUGGAUGAUGUCAUAAAAGCAUGCGUUGUGUUGCACAAUUAUGUACUGACCAAAGAGCCUUUGCCUAUGGAGCCACUGUCAUUAAAUCCACCAGGAGAUAACAUAGAAACUGGCCCAAGAUCAACAGAUUCUCUAUUGUUUGUUACUGUUUGUUUAUUAAAUAUGUACAGUUCAAAGUUGUAA